AUGAGGAUGGUCGAUCCUGUUGAUGCUUUCGAAGCUGCGCUUCAAGGCCUUGCUACAAAAGACCUAGACUCAGAGUCUAGUCUGCUUCCCGGAGAAAAUGACUUAGAUUCCUUGCUCAGUAAUGUAAAGCCCGCUGAGGGUCAGGAUGACGAUGAAUUCAUUCAGCUGCUUACCGGCGUUAGGCCUGAAGAUAGGAGUAGUGGUGCCCUUGCUUCAUCUAAUGGACAGCCCCAAGGUAACCAAGGCGGACCACAGCAGGACAUUAUAAUGAGUGCCCUAAUCAACGCCGGGAUUGCUCCUUCAUCUCUCUCGUCAGAGCCUGCAAAGCCCAAGUCCUUUGCUGCACAAGCAACGCCUCGCAUAAUUAAGGCUACGGGCUCGGCCCCUCCUAGUGUUAAGAUAUUUCGCCAAGCUGGAAAUCCAUUUGUCAAGAUUAUUCAACAGCCGGCUAUAACCAUUUCCAAUGGCCAUCAAACCUUGAGAAUGGCUAGCCAGUUGAUUCGCAAGCCCGAGAUCGGAUCCAGCCCUAUGCCUCCUGGCUCUCUUCGUGUACCAAAUAUCAUUCGGAAGAGACAUGCCUCCUCCGUUGACCUUGUUGCUCCACCGACAAAAGUUCAACGCGCUAUCGAGUUAAGCUUGCCAGUCUCUGGUGUUAUGCAACCCUCUGCAACAACCACCUUAACAAAUGGAUUCGGGGAUUGGUCAGAACAUGCAAAACUGAACCGCUUUCCCAUCGCUUUUAGAAACCAUCAACUUUCUCAAUAUCAUACAAACAUUAUCAAGCCAUUUCAGAUGCUUAGACGAGACGACGAUUUGGACGAGGAUGGGGAUGACUUGGCACAGGCGGAGACAUAUGCCGACUACGUACCUGAAAAACGUAGGCUGCUUUCUCAUUUGCAAUAU
Molecule: messenger RNA, 903 nt
Organism: Protopolystoma xenopodis
Lineage: Eukaryota; Metazoa; Platyhelminthes; Monogenea; Polystomatidea; Polystomatidae
Source: the annotation of a GenBank genome assembly